AUGGCAGACCUUGAUUUUGAGGCCGUAGAGCAGCUGAUGGAGAAGGGGGAUCCCAACAGCGACGGCUCCCCGGCUGGCGGCGAGGGAUCUCCCGUCAGCAAUGGGGCCGCUAGAUCGAACGACGGGGGGGUGUUCCGGCGUGCAGCAGAUUCGGAGGAGCCCUCGGAGAGGCGCAGUGGGCGCGCUGGGAGGAGGGAGAGGAGUCUCGAGGAGGUCAGGCGUAGACGCGAUGGCAGCCAUGAAGGAGGAUCGCGGAAAGGAGGCGUGCGUGACGAGAGUCCAGAUGGCCGCAAGGAUCAAGGAGGCAGUCCUGGCUUCCCCCGUCGUGAGGGGUCAGAGGGGCGUAAAGGGGGAGGCGGACGAGCUCCAAGUCUAGAUCACAGAAAGCGGAUGGGAGGCCGCAGUGGUGGCGGCGGCAGUCCUGAGGUGUAUCGUGAGAGUCGUCGUUCGCCUUCCCCCCGCCGCAACGGAGGCUGGCGUGAGGGGCCCUGGGGAAGGGGCCCCCCGGGGCGGGAUAUGCGCGCUCGCGGGCAUGGCUCGUUUCGUCGUGGCUUCGGCGAUGACUACGGGAGGCACCGGGGGGGAGGAGACUUCAGGCGGAGAGACAGAGACUGGUGGCCUCCUGGUAAUCGUCGCAGCCGCAGUCGCGACAGAAUUCGUCGAGGCGAACCCCGUUCUCCUUCUCCCGUAGGAGGGCGUGGUGGCGCUGCCGGGGGGGCCCAGGUAGGGGGAGGUGGUGGUGGGGUUGGGGGGGGCCAGCAGGGGGGCCCUCCAGGCGAAGGCGCUCCAGUAGCCACGCGCUUGAGCGCCCGUGAGGAGCUGCUUCGCCGGCAGCGAGAGGAGGAACUGCGGCGUAAGGAAGUGGAAGAGGCCCGUCGCGACGACCUCACCGUGCUUGUUUUGAACUUGUCGCUCAAGGCUGACGAACGCCACAUCUACGAAUUCUUCUCGGCGAAUGCAGGCAAAAUUCGGGAUAUCCAACAGAUAAGAGACCAACGCUCCGGCGUCUCGAAGGGCGUGGCUUACGUCGAGUUCUACACGCAGGAGGCGGUCAUCAAGGCGAUGGCACUUAACGGGAUUUCUUUCAAAGGCCAGCCUUUGCGGGUUCAGGCUUCCAUGGCGGAGAAAAAUAGGGCUGCUCGUGCAGCGAAGUGUCCUACAGCUCCUGCUCCAGACGCCGCGUCGCUACAGAUACCCAUGCGGGUGUAUGUGGGGGGCCUUGUAGGUGCCCUCUCGACGCUGACGCGAGACGAUCUGCAUGCGCUCUUCUCGCCCUUCGGAUCUAUUCAGGAGAUUACCAUCCCUACGGAUCCCAACACGGGAGACCCCGUCGGCUUCGCCUUCGUCAUGUUUGCCGCCACAGGCGAUGCCCACGACGCGAUGCAGCAAAUGCAUCAGUUUAAGCUCGCUGGACAGGAGCUGCGGGUGGGGUAUGCGGCCGACGGAGUGAGGCUUUCGGGAUCGCUCCCCGAGGGAGCUCCAGCCACCCCUCCGGGAGCUGUAACGGCGGGAGCAGGAGGGGCCCCCGGGGCCGGGGGGGGGGGCCCCGGGGUCCCUGCGCACGUCGUGGCUGCCACGCAAGUCUCGUACGAGGCACAGCUGGCGAAGCAGUUGGCAGAGAAGGCGGCGAGCUUAAUGAGGCAGCAGCAGCCGCAACUGCAGGAGAGCAACCCGCAGCAACAGGAAGGCGAUGACGACGGUGGUAUCGAUGACGACGAUAUCGGAUACAUCCAUGACCCCUCACGAAAACAGGCUCUCAUGCAAAAACUCAUGGACAGAUCUGCUGCGGCGCUGGGGAACCCGGGAGGCACGGGGGCACCCCCAACGGCCUCCAUGGCUGGCGAUGUUCCCCCACAGCAGCAGCAGGCGUCACCAUCUACUGACAAGCAGCAAUUCUUGAGGAGCUCCAGCGGCCCCCGCGUUGGCGGUUUGGCUCCAGGCGUUAUAACAUCCAAUCUUAUGCUCCGUGGGAUGUUUAGCCCAAGUGCUGCAGAAGACGAGUACUACUUUGACGAUAUCAGAGAUGAUGUCAAGGAGGAAUGCGGGAAGCAUGGGACUGUGGUGCAAGUCUCCUUGAGCGAGAAGGAUGAGGAGGGGCGUGUCUUCAUCAAAUUCACUGCGCCCUCUGUCGCCUUGGCUGCGCAACAGGCCCUUAACGGACGCUUCUUCGGCGGCCGUCAAAUUCACGCGGAGUUCGCUACCGAUGCUAUGAUCACAGCAGUCUGCAGUGGCAGCAGCAAGGACGGCGGUAGCGGCUGA
Molecule: messenger RNA, 2259 nt
Organism: Cyclospora cayetanensis
Lineage: Eukaryota; Apicomplexa; Conoidasida; Eucoccidiorida; Eimeriidae
Product: splicing factor U2af large subunit A
Exons: 2
Coding region: 1-2259 (752 amino acids)
Biological process (GO): mRNA processing
Cellular component (GO): nucleus
Molecular function (GO): RNA binding
Source: RefSeq, a predicted model, not a curated record